AUGCAACUAAUUAGCAGUAUUAUACUUAAAUUCUCCUUCCCUUGUCUGUUUUCUCUGCAGAAUCUUAUGGCAAGAGCCCUUUAUGAUAAUGUCCCAGAAUGUGCAGAAGAAUUGGCCUUCCGGAAAGGGGAUAUUUUGACUGUGAUAGAACAAAACACUGAAGGAUUGGAAGGAUGGUGGCUCUGCUCUUUACAUGGACGACAAGGCAUUGUUCCCGGAAACCGUGUGAAACUUCUGAUAGGCCCUGUACAAGAGAGUCCAUCUCACCAAGACUUGCCAAAUUCAGGACCGGCAACUCAAUCCCCUAUUCAGCAAAAAAUCUACCAAGUGCCAAAUGCACAUACCUCUUCUCGGGAUCCCAUCUAUCAAGUUCCACCUUCUUAUCUGAAUCAGGGAAUCUACCAGGUACCUACUGCCCACGAUGUUUACCAAGUGCCUCCAUCCGGGCAGAGAAGUUUUGGUGGAGUUGAUACAGGCAAUAAGGUGGUAACUCCAAUCAGGUCAGGACAAGGUUAUGUUUACGAGUUUCCUGGCAAAUACCAGAAGGAUACCUACGAUAUCCUACCAGUUCGUCCUCUUCAAGGGAUCUAUGAUGUCCCCCCUGGAUCAGUUAAAAGUCCUCCACAAGCAGCUCAAAUGAGUGAUAUGAAAUCUCAAGGGAUCUACGACGUUCCUCCCACCAAGGGGAUCUGUACCAACCCCUCUUCCUCAUGCAGAGAUGAUGUGGAUGCUAGAGAACGAAUGACUGAUUUGGCUGGUUGCAUAAAGCAUGAAGCGAGCUCAGAAGGUGUAUAUGAUGUCCCUCCUCCCAUAGCCAAGGCAGCCGUCUCUUCUGAGCUGACACCACUCCAGCAAGGCCUCUAUGAUAUUCCAGUGAGCUACCAAACUCAAUUUGUUGGACAGCAAAUAGUUCCCCAGGCAGAUAUUUAUGACACCCCUCGGGGAAUUCCCUUUCCUGGACAGCAUCUGGCAUUUGGUGAAAGUCUGAACCCAGAUGGAAAAGAAGGAAUAUAUGACGUCCCUCCACAGGUCACACAGGACACUAAAAGGCUACCGGAUGUUACUGAUGGGAUAAACCGAUUGUCUUUUUCAAGUACAGGGAGCACCCGGAGCAACAUGUCCACAUCUUCCACAACAUCAAAGGAAUCUUCUUUUUCAGCUAGUCCUUCUCAGGACAGAAGAAUAAUACUGGAUCCUGACACAGCCAUAGAGAGACUUUAUUGGAAUCAGAACACAGUAGAAAAUGCUGUCUCCAGUUUGAUGGCCUUCAUCAAUCCUGACUGGCGGUCGUAUGAGAACAUGGAAAAAUACAUCAAUAAGAUACAUACUGCCGUUGACAAAGUGGAACAGUCAUUGGUCGACUACCUACAUUUUGCAAAGGGGGCCACUGCCAAUGCUUCCUAUCUUUCAGAACUUAGCCUCUACAAUAAAAUGAGGAGGGAGCUGCAGAGAUUGGAAGAUUCCUAUCAGAUUUUGACCCAGACUAGCCAUGAUCUCAGUAAUUGUAGUUGGUCCUUGAAUGUCCUAGCACUCAACAAGCCUCAGAACAAAUGUGAUGACCUGGAUCGUUUCAUUAUGGUGGCAAGGACAAUCCCAGAUGAUGCCAAACAACUGACCACCAGCAUCAGCAUCAAUGCUGAGGUGCUCUUCAAACAAGGACCUUGCGGCUCUUAUAUAAAAAAUGUGUCAGAGAGCAUGAAUCCUAUGGCUGAUUAUGUGUAUGAUAAUCCUCAGGCUCUAACAUUGCAUCCUGGAGAUAAAAACCAGGACCACUGCACCUCUCUAUCGCCACUCCUUUCUAAAAACCAGCCUUACCAAUGCAACAGCAAUAAUAGCUUAGAAAAGAGCUGGAUGGACGAUUACGAUUAUGUGCACUUGCAGGGGAAGGAAGAGUUUGAAAGGCAACAGAAAGAGUUGCUGGAAAAAGAAAACAUCAUUAAGCAAAACAAGAUGCAACUGGAGCAUCAUCAGUUGAAUCAGUUCCAGCGAUUGGAACAAGAAAUCACAAAGCCGGUUGAAAAUGACAUCUCAAAGUGGAAAUCACCUCAAAGCCUUCACCCAACCAAGAACCUGGUAGCCACUCAAGAGAGGCAGCUUCUUUUGUUUUAUUCAGAACAAUGUGAAACUCAUUUUAAUUCCCUCUUGAACGCCAUUGAUGCCUUCUUCAGCUGCAUCAGUGCUGCGCAGCCCCCAAGGAUCUUUGUCGCUCAUAGCAAGUUUGUCAUCUUAAGUGCUCAUAAACUGGUCUUCAUUGGGGACACCCUGACUAGGCAGUUGACCACUCAGGAAAUGCGCAACAGCAUCAUGAAUUCCAGCAACCAGCUGUGUGACUUGCUCAAAAGCAUCGUUAUGUCAACCAAGGUGGCUGCCUUGAAUUAUCCUAGCACAGCAACUUUGCAAGAUAUGGUGGACCGUGUGACAGAUCUUUCCCAUUACGCACAGUUGUUUAAGUGUUCUUUGGCUCACAUGACCUCUUAUUGAGAUGCACAAGAUGGACUCACAUCAACAAGGAACUGGAAUGUGUCUUCUAUAAUAUGUACAGAUUUUAAACUUGAUCAUGUAUUUUUUUUUCUGUAGAUGUUUUUAUAUGGAAAUUUUUAAAUUCAUCUUAUGGAUUAGAAAUUACAAAGAUUUUCAGCAAUCUCAGUUUAUUGGUUUUGAUAUACAUUUAUAAAUAUCAAGUGGUAUUGCCGUAUAUGUAUAUGUGAGGACAUUUCAUAGAAUCUAUUAUGUAAGCACCUUAACAAAAGCAUCUAUCAGUUAUGUGAUGUAUAUAAGGGCUUGAUUUUAGGAUACCCAUUAACCUGAUGCUACUUUUCCCUUUCGGGGUCUACAAUGUAUAUUUUAUUUUAGCUUAAUAAUGUCAUGUAGACAAUGUUGUAAAGGCUAUGGCAACUCUUAAAGUAAAUAUUGUUUUAUGUCCAAAGGAAAGAGGCCUACAAACCCCAUCUGGAAUAAUUGUUAGUAAAUAAACUAUACCCCCUUAACACUAA
This is a messenger RNA of Protobothrops mucrosquamatus (brown spotted pit viper), 2993 nucleotides long. RefSeq names its product neural precursor cell expressed, developmentally down-regulated 9 (gene NEDD9). The transcript has 6 exons. Gene Ontology annotation, molecular function: protein binding. Gene Ontology annotation, cellular component: cytoplasm; plasma membrane. Gene Ontology annotation, biological process: cell migration; cell surface receptor protein tyrosine kinase signaling pathway. Lineage: Eukaryota; Metazoa; Chordata; Lepidosauria; Squamata; Viperidae. The coding region runs from base 1 to 2481 and encodes 826 amino acids. The record is from RefSeq and is a predicted model, not a curated record.